AUGUUUGCCCAUGUACCUAUUGAUUGGAAUAUAACUACCAAAUUAACAACUUGCACAGAAACAAUAAAAAUCUUUAUUAAACGAUAUUUCAUACAUGGAAAUGAAAAUACAGGUCAUCAUUUAUGGCGAAUAGCAGGAGGUGGUGGUAUACCGAUAUCGACUUUAGAAUCAGAAGCUAUUCGUAUUGUUUCGAAAUACAAUGGUACUAUAUCAAUAUAUGCUAUGGAUAAACGUAGCGUUGGUGAAAGUGAUCUAUUAGAAUGUCCAAUAUCAGUAUUUUUAAAUUUUUCAUAUUGUUCAUCAUAUAUAAAAGAAAAUGAAUAUCGCUUAAAGCAUAAUACAUUUACAAAUAUGGCACGUGAUUUACAAUACGUAUUAAAAGUUGCUUCUAAUCGUCAACAUUUAAAAUCAAAUCAACGUGUCAUAUUACUGGGUUCAAGUCAAGGAACUUAUCUUUUACAACGAUAUCUUCAUUUAAUAGAAAAUGAAAAAGAAAUUGAUGGUGUUAUACUUGAUUCUGUUGUUCCAACAGAUUUUAUUGAUCUUGUUAAGCAUGAUAAGUAUGUUAAUUACAUGUUCUUAGAUUUAUUUCUAAGAUGUGCACAAGAUAAAGAAGGUUGUGCAAAUAAAUUUGAGGAUCAAAAUCCAUUACGUGCUGCCUAUACUUAUAAAAUCAAUGAAGAAAUUCAAGGAAAUUUAUCUUGUCUUUCAUCCUUAAAUACAACUAGUAUUGAAAUCGGUAUAAAAAUAUCAUAUUUAUUUUUUCCACUUGUUAUGCAAUUAAUACCAUCAUUAAUUUAUCGAAUAAAUCGAUGUAAUGCACAAGAUAAAAUUGUUUUACAACAUUUUCUAAAACAUACAGCAUCAUCAUCAUUGUUUCCAUAUAAUCGACCUGGAUAUUCCAUGUUGGUUGCAUUAAAUAACGAUUUAACUGAACUAUGGUCUACACGAGAUCAUAAUGACGAACGGCUUUCUUGUGAAUAUGUUAAAGGAAUGUCGGACAAUACAUUUAUGGCAAUGCAAUUGAUGUCGAAUAUUUAUUGUCCAAUACAAAGAAGUGGUGUACUUGGAUAUAAUACUGAUCAAUAUUAUGAAACAUAUCCAAUAUUAAAAAUUCAAAUUCCAGUUUUAGUUUUACAUGGUGAUAUGGAUGAAACAUUGCCAUUACCAGUUGCUCGACAUUUUCAUAAAAAAUAUUCAUCUUUAAAUUCCAAUUUAACUUAUAUUGAAAUGCCUCGAACAGGACAUACAGCAAUAGAUGCAUCGCCAAUGAUAGAUCAAGACAUAAGUUGUGGUUGGCUUUUAGUUAUAUCAUUUAUUUUAUCACCAACAUUUCAACCAGAUAGAUCUUGUCUUCGAAAAAUUAGUCCCAUCGAUUUUGCUGGAACCACAACGAAUAGUCAAGAGUUAUCUAUGAUAUAUUUCGGAACAUACAAUAUGUGGGAUUAA
This is a messenger RNA of Rotaria sp. Silwood1, 1449 nucleotides long. Lineage: Eukaryota; Metazoa; Rotifera; Eurotatoria; Philodinida; Philodinidae. The record is from the annotation of a GenBank genome assembly.